UGUGGUCCGGAGGCAGUGGGAAGGCGCGGGGCUGGGAGGCCGCGGCGGGAGGGAGGAGCAGCCCCAGCAGGCUCAGCGCUUAUGCCCCGCCUCUGGUGGCUGCCUAAAACCUGGCGCCGGGCUAAAACAAACGCGAGGCAGCCCCCGAGCCUCCACUCAAGCCAAUUAAGGCGGACUCGGUCCACUCCGUUACGUGUACAUCCAACAAGAUCGGCGUUAAGCCGCCGCCGAAUCAUGUCGAUGAGUCCAAAGCACACGACUCCGUUCUCAGUGUCUGACAUCUUGAGUCCCCUGGAGGAAAGCUACAAGAAAGUGGGCAUGGAGGGCGGCGGCCUCGGGGCUCCGCUAGCGGCGUACAGGCAGGGCCAGGCGGCACCGCCGGCCGCGGCUAUGCAGCAGCACGCCGUGGGGCACCACGGCGCCGUCACCGCCGCCUACCACAUGACGGCGGCGGGGGUGCCCCAGCUCUCGCACUCCGCUGUGGGGGGCUACUGCAACGGCAACCUGGGCAACAUGAGCGAGCUGCCGCCCUACCAGGACACCAUGCGAAACAGCGCUUCCGGCCCCGGAUGGUACGGCGCCAACCCAGACCCGCGCUUCCCCGCCAUCUCUCGCUUCAUGGGCCCGGCGAGCGGCAUGAACAUGAGCGGCAUGGGCGGCCUGGGCUCGCUGGGGGACGUGAGCAAGAAUAUGGCCCCGCUGCCCAGCGCGCCGCGGCGGAAGCGCCGGGUGCUCUUCUCCCAGGCUCAGGUGUACGAGCUGGAGCGACGCUUCAAACAACAGAAAUACCUGUCGGCGCCGGAGCGCGAGCACCUGGCCAGCAUGAUCCACCUGACACCCACGCAGGUCAAGAUCUGGUUCCAGAAUCACCGCUACAAAAUGAAGCGCCAAGCCAAGGACAAAGCAGCACAACAGCAAUUGCAGCAGGACAGCGGCGGCGGCGGCGGCGGGGGCGGCGGCGGGGGCGCCGGUUGCCCACAACAGCAGCAGGCUCAGCAGCAGUCGCCGCGCCGUGUGGCAGUGCCGGUCCUGGUGAAAGACGGCAAACCCUGCCAGGCUGGCGCCCAGGCGCCGGGCGCCGCCAGUCUACAAGGCCACGCACAACAGCAGGCGCAGCAGCAGGCUCAGGCCGCCCAGGCGGCAGCAGCGGCUAUCUCGGUCGGCAGCGGUGGCGCGGGCCUGGGGGCACACCCGGGCCACCAGCCUGGCAGCGCAGGCCAGUCUCCGGACCUGGCGCACCACGCAGCCAGUCCCGCAGCGCUGCAGGGCCAGGUCUCCAGCCUGUCCCACCUGAACUCCUCAGGCUCGGACUAUGGCACCAUGUCCUGCUCCACCUUGCUAUACGGUCGGACCUGGUGAGAGGACGCUCCGCCCGCCUUAGCCCGGCGCGCUGCCUCACCGCUUCCCCUCUGCCCGCCACACAGACCACCAUACACCCGCUGCUCCACGCGCUUCUACUUUUCUUAAGAACCUGUCCGCGUUUAGACCGAGGAAAAAUACACAAAGGCC
Molecule: messenger RNA, 1509 nt
Organism: Urocitellus parryii (Arctic ground squirrel)
Lineage: Eukaryota; Metazoa; Chordata; Mammalia; Rodentia; Sciuridae
Source: RefSeq, a predicted model, not a curated record